ACGAAUGUAUAGUAGCGCUGCCGUCGAUAUUGACGACAGUCGCCACAUGAUUUGUAAAAACCAAAACAAUUCUAAAUUGUGAUUUUCCCAGGACUUUCACUGCCUUCCGCGAGCACCAUGGAUACGAGGAAUUACAAGGAGGAUCAAACAAAUGAAAUCGAGGCGCUCGACUCGAUUUACUGUGGGGAAUUGGAAGUUCUUGCCGAGGAGCCUUAUCACAGAUUCAAGCUGCCCAUUUCCACUGAGGAGUACAACGCAGAGGCGCAAGAGAAUGGCCUGCAGUGUCAGCUGAUAUUCACGUAUACCGAGAAGUAUCCGGAUACAGCGCCGCUCGUCGAGAUCGAGGAUCCCAUUAACUUCCUCGAGGACUACGAGGAGCGCUUAGUGAAGCACAUCGAAGAGACUGUAGCUGAGCACUUGGGCAUGGAGAUGAUUUUCUCGCUGGUCAGCAGCGCUCAGGAGUGGCUUAACCAACGGUGGGACGACGUGAAGCGCGAAGAGGAACUCAGUCGGGAGCGUCGCCUGCGGGAAGAGGAGGAGCAGGAACAGAAGAAAUUUGAGGGAACACGUGUUUCGGUGGAGACGUUCCUAGCCUGGAAGACCACAUUUGAAGAUGAACUCGGCAUCACGCAGAAACGGUUGAAAGAAUCAGCUGAGAACAGGAAAUUGACUGGAAGAGAGCUCUUCUUGCGGGACAACACGCUCAAUGAGUCCGAUAUCAAGUUCCUCCUCGAGGCGGGAGACUCAAUCGAGAACGUGAAGAUCGACGAGAGUCUCUUCCAGAACAUCGAGGAUCUGGAACUGGACUCAGAUACAGACGACGAAGACUACGUGCCGGGUAAAGAGUAAGCAUGAUUUGUGGUUUCCCUUCUGUAUACCGUUUUCGCCUCGUUACACAUUUUUGAUCAGUAAACUACAUUCUAAGAGACA
This is a messenger RNA of Phlebotomus argentipes, 930 nucleotides long. Its product is annotated as RWD domain-containing protein 1. Gene Ontology annotation, molecular function: protein binding. Gene Ontology annotation, biological process: cytoplasmic translation. Bases 118 to 849 code for a protein of 243 amino acids. The transcript has 2 exons. Lineage: Eukaryota; Metazoa; Arthropoda; Insecta; Diptera; Psychodidae. The record is from RefSeq and is a predicted model, not a curated record.